Molecule: messenger RNA, 3823 nt
Organism: Saccostrea cuccullata (small rock oyster)
Lineage: Eukaryota; Metazoa; Mollusca; Bivalvia; Ostreida; Ostreidae
Product: piggyBac transposable element-derived protein 4-like
Exons: 5
Coding region: 1162-2973 (603 amino acids)
Source: RefSeq, a predicted model, not a curated record
CCUUCACUUCCGUACCGGUCAAUUUGACCGAUGGCGCAAAAAAUGAGGCAUGCGUGUUUUUCACACAUCGCUGUUGAGCUUAAUGUACAAAGAAUAUUAUAAUGUUUAGUAUCAAUGUUUAGGGAAUUUUAUGUACUUUCUUUCUGUAUAAAAAUCACUAUUGAAUUUUUUACUUGAAAUAAGUAUAUCCAUUUUUUACGUUAGCAUAUAGUUUUGAAAAAUGACGUUUUUUUGAUAUGCGACAUUGAUUUUUUGUACGAUGGGUGAAAUUUUUAAUUCAGCGUAAAAUAAAUUUUGUCAAAUACUGUCUAAAAGAUAAGGUCCCAAGCUUCUAGAGUAUGUAAAUAUAUUUUAAAUUCUUACCUUUUUGUGGUGAAAAUUUAUAAAAUUUGAUCAAUUUUCCGUUUUUCAAAGGAAAUUCUAACCAAGUUUAAAUAAAACAAGUUUUUACUCAUAUUUCUGUAUGGAAAUAGGCAAAACUAAACCUAGAUGGUAAGAGUACAGAACAUUUCCUAUUCAUUAAUUUUUAUUUCAUCAAAAUCGGAUAAGUAUUCGCCUAUCUACAAUAGUUUAAGUUUCACCAUUCUCCGAAGUAAAGUUGUUAAUUUUAACGCAAAAGUGAUACAACGUUAUGUGAAACAUUUGUGUUGCGACACGAUUUAUCACACUAAUCUACAUGGUAUAGACGUUGCUCUAAAAAUAUUAUAGAAGUCUAGUAUAAUUUAAAACAGUACUUAUUUCUUUCUUUAUCUCUUUCUUUCUUUAUUUAUUUGCUUUUUUUAUCCUGGCAAUGAUUUAUUUCAACGCAGAUAGAAAAGUUUCGUAAACAUAUUACCAGCAUAAAAUACUGUACACACGUAACCUUUACAUAACCAGGUAUAUUUAUGUACAUGUAGGCGUAAAUAAAUGAUUAUUCAAAAAUAUAACCUUCAUCAAACACUGUGGAAGAAUAUUGUUAAUUAUUUAGAUGCUGCUCCGGAAGACAUGAAAUAUUUAUUAUCUUUUUUUCCGGAACAUUAAUUCCGCAUAUGUCAUCCUCGUACCCGCAUCACUUGUGAUGCAUGGACACCACGUGUUUCCGUUUCUACUGAAAACAACACAGCAAACGCUCGGAAGAAUUUAUCUUUACUUUAGGCCUAAACUGCAGUCUUUUGCUUGACUAUGGAAAACGACCUGAUAUCGUCAGAUGAAGAGGAUGCCCUGGAUCUCUUGUUACAGGAUGCGCUUGAUGAUGAUCCAAGCGAUCCUGCCUUCAAUAUUGAUGACAUGGAAUUGGUAUCCCAGUCUUCUGUGGGGAGUUCUCAGAUUUCUUCUGCCAGUGAUGAUCCCCUCGCAAAUCCAGAUAUGCACUGGAGAGAUGCCAAUGUAGAGGACACAGGGGCACCAGAUCCAAGAACUGUAGCAUUUCAUCCAGAGAGGCAGCCUGGCAUUCAGUUGGGACGACUUUUAAGAUAUGGCGCUAUGCAGUUUCGAGAACCAAUUGAUUUCUUAAAACUCUUUCUGACGGAGGCGUUGGUCUUCUCAAUCUGUGUUGCCACCAAUGAAUAUGCCAAUAUGUUGAUAUCUAGAGGGGAAAUGUCAUCGUAUGCAAGUCAAGGGAAUUGGACUCCUCUCACUGAAGAGGAAUUGUACAGAUUUCUCGGAAUUAUUCUCUACAUGUCCGUGGUAAAGUUCCAGACGCUAGAAAGGUAUUGGUCAACACAGGCUCUCUAUCGGAACAACCCUGUACCAGGAGUUAUGUCCAGAACUAGAUUUCAGGCCAUCUUAUCUUUCUUACAAGUUACACCUCCAGCUGAUAUUGACAAAGCUGAGAAGUUGACAUGCGUACAGUCAUUGGUGGAUCAUGUCAAAGAGAAGUGCAAGGAAUUAUACCAGCCGCACAGGGAAAUAGCUGUAGAUGAGAGAAUGGUUUCCUCAAAACAUAAGUUCUCUGGUAUUCGCCAGUUUAUUAAAGACAAGCCUAUUCGAUUUGGUAUAAAGCUUUGGGUUGUAGCUUGUAACAUGUCUGGGUACACAUACGACUUUUUUGUUUAUCUUGGUAAAAAGAACACCAUAUUUACUGAUCGUGCAAAAGGUCUUGGAUACAAUGUAACACUUAGAUUAUGUGAGUCCCUUUUUGAUCAAGGGUAUAGGCUUUUUACUGAUUGUUUUUAUACAUCUUUAGCUCUUGGCAAAGAAUUGUUUGCAAGGAAAAUUUUUCUUGGGGGGGUACUGAAAUCAAACAGUUUAUCUAUACCUGAUGAACUUAGAGAUGUUAAAAUUUGGGAAAGAGUAGCAACACGUGGUGACUUUAGAUGGCACAGAGUUGAUGAAUUUGUAUUUGUUCAGUGGAAAGAUUGUAAGGUUGUCACUUUUAUGUCACCUUUACAUCAGGGUUCGGCUACAACUGUUUGUGAACGCACUAUGAAAUCUAGAUUAACCUGGAACAAAAAACAACUUGUACAACCUGUAGUAGCAAAUGAUUAUAAUAAAUGUAUGGGAGCUGUUGAUCUUUCAAACCAGUUUACUAAUAAAUAUCCAUCUUAUAUAAGAACACAAUAUCAUUGGUGGAAAGUUUUGUUUUUUCAUUUACUAGAUAUCAUGGUUGUGAAUUCAUAUAUUCUUUUUCAAGAAUUUAGAAAAUCGCAUGAAAGUCAGAUUACAAAUUGUUCUUCAGGGUUUGGACAACUUGAAUUCCGUGAAUCACUUGCUUUGUCACUGAUGGGUUUGAAUGAAAAGUCUGUAUCAAAAGAAAGUGUUAUUCAAUGUAUGCCUGAAUUUUUAGAUAAGAGGAAAGAUUGUAUAUUUUGUAAUGCUGAGGCAAUACUUUUAAAGAAGAAGUCUCCUAGUUAUAAGACACUUGUAUUUUGUCCAUCAUGCCAAGUUCCUCUUUGUUUAUCAAGUGACAGAAAUUGUUUUAAGAAAUGGCAUAGUAAAGAAGGAGAAGAUGUUCGAAAGAGUGCAGAUUUGUCAUGUAAAAAGAGAAAGCUAUGAAAAUAUCCUGUACAUGUAUUCUUUAAAGGACAUACCAUAUUUCUGUCCAGUGAAUUCAAAUAUAUGUACAUAAUAUUUAUAAAUGUAACUGCUGUGAGACAUGUUGAUGAUGCCAUGGCAGAAAAGUUUCUCAACAAUUAUGUUCAACUUCUUGAUUAUCAAUUAUAUAAAAUGUACAUUUAGGUGUAAUUUCCAUACAUUUGUUGACAUGCAAGUAAUUAGUGCUAUUUGUCAAAAUUUGUAUUAAAUUUUUAUCAAAUUUGGAGAUUUUUGUAAAAUGAAUAUGAAAUUCAUAAUUCACAACCACAUUUCAUUUUAAUAACUUUCUAGACAAUUAGUUUGAAUUGUUUUUAAUGGAAGAAAUGAACUAUUACAGUGUCACAUGGAUAGUACCUAAGUAUUUUUGUAUAUUUUCCUUGGCAUUGUUGCUUGUGAAGCCAAAUAUAUUUACUAAAAUAAAAAAUUGAAUUAAAUAAAAUAAGCAGUAGUGUUAAAGGCCUCUAUAUCAUUGCUGUAUUUAUUAUUUAUUUUCUCAAAGUGGAAGGAAAAGUUAGAAAAAAAGAACAAAAUUCUGAAGCACAGUUUUUGCACUUGAUGACCUUUGACCUUUAUUGUCUCAAAAAUAUUCAUGAUUGUUAUUGCUUUUAAUGCUUUAAACCUUAAAAAUGUGUAUGGGGAAUAUCUUUUUGAUUUAAUUGGUAAUUAUAUGCUAAUUAUUAUGUUUUGUAAUUAUAUUGAUAUUGUACUGGAUGGAAGCAGAAAUGUGAAAUUAAGUUAAAAUUGCAUUAUGGGUAUUGUUACUUGGCAAUCAGAAAUAUUCAUUUAUCAAUUAAAUUGAUUAUUAUGAUAA